This is a messenger RNA of Cylicocyclus nassatus, 2057 nucleotides long. The record is from the annotation of a GenBank genome assembly. NCBI's taxonomy places the organism in Eukaryota, Metazoa, Nematoda, Chromadorea, Rhabditida, Strongylidae.
UUUUUCUCGCUCGCCGUUCAACACCAGUCGAUUGUUGAAUGUAACUGAAGAAAUUCAAACAGGAGAUGGUGAAGAAGAGUUCAGAAUUGUUAGCACUAAUCAGCUUUUUGCAGAUAAUGUCGCUGGCUACAGCGGGAUUAUUCGAGAACUUAUGUGUGCAUCCUUUCCAAUUUGGAACUGGAAAGCAAAAGGGCUUGAACUGUACAGUGAAAUAUAAGAAAUUUACCACAAAAAAGAACCACGCUCGUGAAUUGUGUGAUACUCUGUCUCCUUUCGACGUUUUGGAUUACAAAAACGGUUUUCCCACUGUGUGCACCUACGUAAAAUCUCUCAAGUGCGACGACCAUGAGCUGCCUAUUGAUGACCUAUGCAUCACAGUAAUGGUCCAAAGCAGCUAUUCUGAGAAUGCCUGUGGGGAAGACUAUCAACUUCACACAAUUCAAAGUCGCUUGGAGCACAAAUGGAUUACCGUCUUGAUGCAGCCGAAAUACUUCGACUUAUGGAUUGGUAAUGAGGCACACGAGAUGCAAUUCAAGAAACCAAUCUUGCCCAAAAGGCUUCGGAAAACGAACAAGAAAAAAUUGAAAAUCAAGCUGAGAGUAGACACCGGAACAAUGGAAUUUAUUCCCAGAGGUACAACGCUCUAUGCAAAGAUUUCAGAAGUGCUAUUCCAUGUUUGCGCAAGAAAAGCAGAAGUGUUUGAGCAUAAAAUAGAAGAAGACCACGAGCUGGUCGAAAAAAUAGGGAUUCCCACAGGCUUCGCAAAUGAUUCUACAGAGCGAGCUCGCCCAUUUUUUCAUAUGCCUAUCAUGGUGCCCGUAAGAGGCACAAAAAUGGAUGCCAGUGUUCAAGAACUUCAGAAAGCCUGUGAAGUACUUCCAAAUGGUUACGUCGCUUCUCUCAGAGAUUUUCGUGAUCCUGGCGAAUUUGCUGCACUUCGAGCAGAGUUUCCCUCAGGACUCUACAGAACUACUAUUGCCUUUCUUCCAAACGCGUCAUAUGCGAAAAAGCCUACAUGCAAAGGAAACAAAAGAUUCAAGGGAAUGAGAAUAAAAUAUAUGUACUAUGGUCCGGAUAACUCAUCGCAAACUCCACAUGAACACUGGAAAGACAAGUAUCCCUCAUGGAAGUGUGCUGAUCUGCCAAGGACUACGGUUGCGAUGGAAACUCAUUAUAUGGACAUACCAGCAAUGGCGCGCCGUAAUUUGAUAUGCUCGUACGGUACACCUCCCAAUCUUCCGCCUGUCAAGCUCGAAGAACAGUGCAACAAAUUAGCUCAUUGGGAUUCAGACAAGGGAAGUUGCGUUUGUAAUGAUCCUAGUGCUGAUGGAAGAUUGAAAUAUCCAGAAAAGUUCAAAGACUACCCAGAGGGAGCGGUCUGUUUUGAUUGUGAAAACGCAGUCAUAACUAGAUCGAUUGUCUUUAUUCUCGACGGUAGUGGUACAGUUACACCAGAAGGAUGGAGACGACAGAAGGAAUUCAUGAUGAAAGUGAUCAAAUAUAUAAAAAAUGUUAGAGUUGGAUUGGUAGUGAUUAGUGCUCGUUCCUAUCCAGAAAUACUGAUAGAUCACUUCGAAAACGUCAAAUUUAGGUUCGAAAAUUUUCUCAUGACCAGGGAAUACCCUUGGACGUGGACUGCAAUUGGCCCCGCGCUGUACGAAGCACGCUGGAUGUUGUCGAAGGAAACUACCACUCAAAAAAUUAUCGUUAUGAUCUCUGACGGUGAUGAAGACCAGUGUAAGAGUCGUCCUCCUAUUUGUGGUGAUGAAGAACAUCGGCGAAUUAGAUUACAUCCUCAAAGGCAGGAAGCAGAUUUAGUUUGGGCAGCAGGCAUAAAAUUGAUCUAUAUUGUAUGCACAGAUAGAUAUAAGACCGAUCGUGAUUUUGCGUCGAGAGUGGCUCAUAUAGCUCGAGGAAUUGAAAAUGCAAUACCUGUUGAACACUAUACGAAAUUGGACAAAUCUAUCUUCGACAAUGUCUUGGAAGAGAUUUGCAAGGAGGCGAUGGCAGGUCUCUGAAGUAUACUAAGGACAAUCUAUCAUUAGCGUUUACACAGA